AUGGCUUUUGAGGCUGCCGGGAAGAAAGGGUCUACUCACCGACGUUCGAACAUCAACAGCACAAACUUCCAUAACCACGAUAAAACCAAGCACUUCACUGAACCCCAGACCACAAACGCCAAGUCAUCCAAGCCCAGACCAUCACUCCCACGGCACCCAAUCUUCCGCACCCAGCAAAAACAAGCAGAAACCAGCCCGCAACCCCGCAUACCACCGCCUAGCAAACUUCCCACCUCACAGCCAGGGGGCGCGCAGCAACAGAGCAGAUCCGGGGUCGAAUUCGUGGAGAAACACAGCCGACGUUGUUCCGCACGAGGCGUCCUCUUGGCCGCGACUUGGCGCUGCAGUGGAGAGCGAGCGAGGCUGGGCACUGCCAAGCUACGGGCGAGGGGACCGCGAUUGAUGGAAUGGAGAUGGUGGGAAUUGUUCCGUCGUGUGUGGGCGAGUUGUGGCUGA
Messenger RNA from Dothidotthia symphoricarpi CBS 119687, 456 nucleotides. RefSeq lists its product as uncharacterized. The record is from RefSeq and is a predicted model, not a curated record. The transcript has 2 exons. The coding region runs from base 1 to 456 and encodes 151 amino acids. Lineage: Eukaryota; Fungi; Ascomycota; Dothideomycetes; Pleosporales; Dothidotthiaceae.